This is a messenger RNA of Peronospora belbahrii, 729 nucleotides long. The record is from the annotation of a GenBank genome assembly. Lineage: Eukaryota; Oomycota; Peronosporomycetes; Peronosporales; Peronosporaceae.
AUGGCCGAGUUGUAUGUAGAGGUAGUAGAAGAGGAACAGCGGCUGGCACGUGGCCCAUCACAGCGUCAAUACUGGGACCGUAAGACGUUCUCAUCUUUUGCCGAACAGCAGCGCGCCGUGGCCCGCUCUAGCACUUUAUAUGUGGGUAAUUUAUCCUUCUUCACGUCGGAGUCGCAGAUCUACGAGCUGUUCAGCCGUGUGGGCUACGUAAAACGUGUUAUCAUGGGACUAGAUCGCUUUAAAAAAACACCUUGUGGCUUUUGUUUUGUAGAGUACAGUGUUCACUCUGAAGCUGAAGCAUGUGCACAGUUUCUGAGCGAAACGAAACUAGACAACCGUGUGAUGCGCUGUGAGAUGGACGGAGGCUUUCGGGAGGGCCGCCAGUUUGGUCGUGGCCUUUCCGGAGGUCAAGUAAGAGAUGAUAGACGCUCAAAAGAUGAUUACGAUGCUGGUCGAGGGGGUUACGGGCGUGGAGACGAUGCCACAGCUGACGGCCACCACUUCCGUCGCUCAGCGCAUGUAAAGAGACCACGGGGCAAGAGUGUAGCAAUGGACGAGCCACCGGCUAGUCGUCAAAGGCGUCCAGAAUCUUCAAGAGAAGAGAACAAAGAGGAGGAGAACCCAAGGUUUCGCCAUCGUGAAGAUGACGCGGACAGAGACGACGAGGUGGCAGAAGACAAGCAGGAUAUGGAAGCUGUGGAGAAGAUUAAAGAGACGAUAGAAGCGUGA